AAACAAACAUGGCGUGGAGAGGGAGCGUGCUGAGGUGGGUCAAAACAGAGAUCAUCACAUCCCAGAAGAGGACAGUACCGGACUCCAGGUUAAACCCUCACAACCAGCAGCGGUGUGGUUUCCGUCGGGAAGCCAAAAGACCGGACACAAAGAAAGGAAGGUCAGAUCCGAAUGGCCCGCCCCCUGAAGCCCCGGCCCCGGCGGCCCCCCGUCCCCCCAGAGCCCCCAGACCCACACUCCUCAGGCCGCUGGUGUUCACAGUGGGGUUUACAGGCUGCUCUUUCGGCGCGGCGGCGAUCCUCCAAUAUGAGACUCUGAAGUCAAGAGUCCAGACGGCCAGAGACGAAGAGGAGGCUGAGAAACUUCUUCAGGGCUCCCACGACAUGACGUACUGGCACGAGUGGUGGAAGCAGCUGUCCAGCUUCCAGAGACAGCUCAUCCUCAUGAUGUCCGUGGUGGACGACUUCUGGAGCAGCCUCACCGAGGGCCAGAGGACCGUCUCCGGUAUCAUCGCUGUAAACGUGGCCGUCUUGUGUUGCUGGAGGAUCCCUUCGAUGCAGAGAAGCAUGAUUAAGUACUUCACGUCAAACCCGGCCUCCAAAACACGAUGUCUUCCCAUGAUCCUCUCCUCCUUCAGCCACUACUCCAUCAUCCACAUGGUGGCCAACAUGUAUGUCCUGUGGACAUUCUCCUCUGGGAUCGUCUCUCUUCUGGGAAAAGAGCAGUUUCUUGCAGUCUACAUGUCUGCCGGUGUGAUUUCGUCCAUGGUCAGCUACACGUGUAAAACAGCCACCGGGCGUCUCUAUCCGUCAUUAGGGGCAUCCGGAGCCGUCAUGGCGGUCCUCGCUGCGGUCUGCGCUAAAGUGCCGGAGGCCAAACUGGGCAUCAUUUUUCUCCCCAUGGUCACUUUCACGGCGGGAAACGCCCUGAAGGCGCUGGUGGUCAUGGACGCCGCCGGCCUGAUUCUGGGCUGGAGGCUGUUCGACCACGCGGCUCACCUCGGCGGAGCGCUCUUUGGAAUCUGGUACGUGGCGUACGGCCAUAAACUCAUCUGGAGGAAGAGGGAGCCGCUGGUCAAGCUGUGGCACGACCUGCGCUCCUCGGGCCCCGGAGGGUCCCGGCCGGGCAGGGGGCCGGGGGUCAGCGGCGCCGGUCCCGGGCCGCGGUAGGAGUCCACUUCGAGACCACUGGAAUCCAGUUAAAUGUCGAUCUCCACGGACACUUUCCUCCACAGAGAUGGCGUUCCGCGUCCAAACGAGGCGCCGGCUGCUCACUCACACCUGAUCGGCCAAAUGCGGCUUUUAAACCGGGAGUUUUUACUUAUUUUAUUGUGAUGGUUGCCUUGUUCAAAAUGUUCCUUGACAAAUAAAUAACCUUGCAAAGUGUAAUGAGGAGAGCUCUGGACAUGUUGGUGCAGAGCUGAUUUAAGGCGCCGCCCGACCAGAGUGAUUGUGCGAAUCAAUAAAACGUGUUACUGGACGAGAAGCCUCUGAGCUGCGGAAUAAAACCUCACUCUCCUACCUCUCACAUGUUACUUGUCAGUGGUUUUAUGUUUUUAUUGAAAUGUAUUGUCACUGCGGUGAAGAAAGCAGAUUUGCUCCUGAGUAAACUGAACUUUCUCCAUUCGUAUAUCUUCAAUAAACAGUUUAUGGUCAAGUUACAUGAAAAGCUUAGUAUUUUGGAAUUAUUCGCCCUCCUGCAUGCUACUAAUCAUUGAGUUUUCUCAUUUAACAGCACACAAUGAACCGACACAGAAGUUUCUGCAAAACUUGAUUCUGUGCACAAAUAAAUAAAAAAUCUUGAUCU
Messenger RNA from Salarias fasciatus (jewelled blenny), 1806 nucleotides. It is a transcript of the gene parla, whose product is annotated as presenilin associated, rhomboid-like a. Gene Ontology annotation, molecular function: serine-type endopeptidase activity. The coding region runs from base 9 to 1169 and encodes 386 amino acids. NCBI's taxonomy places the organism in Eukaryota, Metazoa, Chordata, Actinopteri, Blenniiformes, Blenniidae. The record is from RefSeq and is a predicted model, not a curated record. Gene Ontology annotation, cellular component: membrane. The transcript is spliced from 10 exons.